Molecule: messenger RNA, 1358 nt
Organism: Marchantia polymorpha subsp. ruderalis
Lineage: Eukaryota; Viridiplantae; Streptophyta; Marchantiopsida; Marchantiales; Marchantiaceae
Source: the annotation of a GenBank genome assembly
CGUCGUCUUCCCCCUUUAGGCUUCUCGUGCCAUCGCUCGAAACAAGACAAGACCUCGUGUCAGAAAAUAAAAUUUAAGCGCCAAAUUUAAGGAACACAUGCUCCUCUGACUGACAGCAUCAAUCUUCGAAUCGAUGUGUGGUGGUACGAGAACGCCUCCCAGCGACACAGACACCGGAUCGGAUUUAACAAGAAUCAGUCCUGCACGAAUUCAGUCCUGGACUAGGCCGCCCCCGCCCCCCUCCCUCUCCCUCUCAUCCCACCAGCCCCCAGGCCCCAGGCCCCAGUCCCCAGGCCAUAGCUCGCUUGACUUGCAGAGCCCAGCUCGAUGACUUGGGGGUCUAGCCCAGUUACACCCAGGCCAUGCACAACCCGAUAUCUAUCUCACUGCACAUGCGCAGCUGGCUGGCUGGCAGGCAGUGCUUCGUUCAGCUGAAGGUGCGUCUCGUGGACUCUCUCUCGUCUUGACCCCGUGACCUCGUGACCUCGUGCAAGGCUAGCCAGAGGCCCAGCACCUUCUUCUCACGACAGCGGAACGCGACGAGUCUGACAAAUCAUACAACAGCCAACCCGACCGACCUCGGGACCUCGGGACCAAGGCUUCCGUUUCUCUCGAUGUCGUCUCCAUGCCCUCUAGCUCUUCAUGCGAGGAUCACGAGCGAAUUCAGCUCUGGUGUUUCAGAAUUCCAAUUUCGACGGCCCUGUCACGGAUGCCACUGCGAGGAUCACUUCUGCCUUUUGGCUCGCUGGUGCCUCUUAGUUCUCAUCCGAGUGACUAUCAUGAAGCACGAGAAUGUUUUUUUCCGUUACGCUUUGCUCCCGUUUGGCAACUCCCACUCACUCUCUCGCUUUUCAGGACCUAAGGGCAUCUAUAUAUGUGACUAAUCUAUGGCUCGGGCCUUGAUCAAUCAUGAUCAUCAAUCAUCCUUUGUUUCGUCGAGAUAUGGCUCGCCUGAAUGGAUGUUGCGAGAACCCUUUAUUCUCACCGCCUUCCGUAGAGAGGGCCUUUUCUAAGCGCUAUCACGGUUCGGUUUCUGUCGAUCGAAUUUGUGUAUUUCCCUUUUUUUUAUAUUGCCAAGAUCUGCUUGUUGUAAUUCACGAUCGCCGUCUGUGCAUGGCAUUCUGCUCAGCGUUACAACUUGCAAGUAUUUUCGACACCCUCAAUUCACAACUUAUAAUGGCCUCCUGUUUUGUGUUUUCAAGCUUCUCACUUACAUCAUAUGUUUCCUUCCUGGCCAGAUCCAGAGAAAGGGUCUCUUUCAACAAUAGAGUCGCUGGAGAACAGAAACAUGGGAUUCGUUCAUAGAAAUUCAUUAAAUUCAUUAAAUGUGAUUAUGUUUUAUAUAUAUUAAAAAAAAC